Messenger RNA from Rosa chinensis, 1626 nucleotides. RefSeq lists its product as uncharacterized. The transcript has a single exon. The record is from RefSeq and is a predicted model, not a curated record. Lineage: Eukaryota; Viridiplantae; Streptophyta; Magnoliopsida; Rosales; Rosaceae. Bases 101 to 1027 code for a protein of 308 amino acids.
CUAUAUCCCAACCUCUUGUCUCUUCCUCCUUUCUUCUUCUUCUGCUUCACUCUCACUCCUCCACACUUUGAGCUCAGAGUUCGAGAAAAGCAACACCAACAUGGGCUGCGUUUCUUCCAAUCUAUUCAACCACGACGACGACUUCUCCCAGCUCGGCAGCUCCGCCUUGAGCCACCACAUCGUCUCCCUCACCUCCUCCACCUACGGCCUCCUCACCCUCGACCCCCCACCCCCUCCCACCACCCCACCUUCUCGAUUCACAUUGGGUUCCAUCUUCCCCAGCUCCCUGUCGGAGCCCAGAUCGCUCUGGUCCGACCCGAAGCCCCUCCGGUCCGACCCGGAAGUCAUCAACUCAUGGGAGCUCAUGGCCGGCCUCGACGCCGACAGCUUCCGGUUCUCGCCGCUCCCGCCGCCGAAACCCUUCUCGAUUCGGACCCCGAAAACCGCGGAUAAAGAGAACUCCAACCCGAACCGGUCUGUUUUAGUCAAAGGCCCGCUCGACCGGUUCGAGAGUAUAUGCCCGCCGGGGGGAGAGAAUAAACUGGUGCUGUAUACGACGUCGUUGCGGGGAGUGCGGAAGACUUUCGAGGCGUGCAAUGCGGUCCGGGCGGCGGUGGAGAAUCUCGGCGUGAUGGUCUGCGAGCGUGACGUGUCGAUGGAUCGCGGAUUCCGAGAAGAGCUGAAUGACUUGAUGGAGGGGAAAGGCAGAGACGCGGCGGUGCCGCCGAGGUUGUUUGUGAAGGGAAGAUAUGUGGGUGGAUCCGAGGAGGUGUUGAAGAUUGUGGAGGAGGGGUUGUUGGGGGAGAUUCUAGAAGGUCUGCCCAAGAAGCGGGCCGGGUCGGUUUGCGAAGGGUGCGGAGAAGCGAAAUUCUUGCCGUGUUUUCAGUGCAAUGGGAGUUCAAAGAUGGUGCUGGUGGUGAAAGAGGAGGUGGUGGUGGGGCAGAGGCAGGGAGGCGGCGGCACGGUGGUCGUGAGGUGUCCCGAGUGUAAUGAGAAUGGGUUGGUGCUCUGCCCAAUUUGUAGCUGAUUUUUUCUGAUGAAGCAGAAAGCUCAAAGCUUGGGUUUUGUAAGAUGUUUCUGAAUUCUGUCUAUUACAGUAAGAUAUUGGGGACUCUUCUUGAGUUUCUGGAAAAUAUGACUCUCUCUCUUUUUUUUUUAUCUGUUUAUAUAUGUCUGUUGCGGUUUGGGAAGAUCUUCUAUUUGCUUCAACAAUGCAUAGGUUUAAAAUACAUGAACAAACAAUUAGAGAGAUAAAGGAGCAGGCUUUUCCAUCAUAGAACUAUUGAUUCAUAAUGCCAGGUUAAAUUACAUGGAAAGAACGGAGUGACUGAAACUGGGACAGAAUUCCCGAGAAUCUUCGGAAUUUGGGGCCUAAUGAGUUUUUGUGGAUUGAUCUACUUCAAUGAGUGGGCAAUAGAUUACAAGCUCUUGGAAGUUUACGUCAGUGUUCAUAGUUUUUCGGCCUCUGAUUAAUGGACACAGACACUCAUUUAUAGUUUGUAAAAUGAGGAUGUUAGAGUUUCACUCCGUAUCUUUUUAUAAUGAGGUCUGAUCUUGUGAGAUGAUCAAUGUAUUGUGACAUUACAGGCUCAUUCAAUCGUUUGAGAAUUAUUGUUCUGUGAUAGA